Messenger RNA from Danio aesculapii, 2019 nucleotides. RefSeq names its product thyroid peroxidase (gene tpo). NCBI's taxonomy places the organism in Eukaryota, Metazoa, Chordata, Actinopteri, Cypriniformes, Danionidae. Bases 1 to 2019 code for a protein of 672 amino acids. Gene Ontology annotation, molecular function: peroxidase activity; heme binding. The record is from RefSeq and is a predicted model, not a curated record. The transcript has 11 exons. Gene Ontology annotation, biological process: response to oxidative stress.
AUGGUCAGUGACGCGUUUAAUGAAACUGCACAAAGGUUGGAUCUUCAUCCGUCUCCUUCGCAGAUCUACAGGCUCUCCAGACGGCCUUCAGGAGAAACACAACAGGUCUCCAGAUCAGCGGAAAUUUUUCAGACAACUCUUACACUCCUAAAAGAGAAGACGAGCAGGAGACAUAGGAGAUCAGUGCAGAUAUCCGAAGUGCUUUCUGUGAAGGCAGUGGAGCGGAUAGCAAACCUGUCUGGAUGCCCUCGGACUUUCCAGUCGACCACCUGCGCCACAGACGAGAAAUACCGCAGUAUUACUGGAGUCUGCAAUAACAGGAAGAACCCAUUUUGGGGGUCCGCCAACACCGGCUUGGCCAGAUGGCUCCCCGCAGAGUACGAGGAUGGAGAAAACCAACCCAAAGGCUGGAACGCUGGACGCCAAUACAACGGCUUCCAACUUCCUCCGGUUCGAGAGGUCAGUAAGAGGAUCAUACGCAGCUCCAACUCAGCUCUACAGGAGGACAGUGAUUAUUCUCAGAUGCUGGUGGACUGGGGUCAGUAUAUCGAUCAUGAUAUCUCCUUCACGCCGCAGAGCUCCAGCCAGACCUCGUUCACCUCUGCGCUUGACUGUCUGCGCACCUGCGUCAGUGCAGAUCCCUGCUUUCCCAUACAGAUCUCCAGACAUGAUCCUCUGUCCAGAAACAGCAGCUGUCUUCCCUUCUUUCGCUCGUCUCCAUCCUGCACGGGUCUCCAGCGUCAGCAGCUGAACUCCAUCACAUCCUUCAUCGACGCCUCCACCGUCUACGGCUCGUCUGAGGAGCAGCAGCAGAUCUUGAGGAGCUCCACUGGCCUUCUGGCUGUCAGUGAUGAGUUCUGGGACACCGGCCGGCCGUUCCUGCCCUCCGUCCCACAGCGGCCCUCAGCCUGUCUCCAGCAGCCGGGAUCUCCAGCACUGCUGCAGGCGCGGGUGGAGUGUUUCGCUGCGGGUGACAGCAGGGUGAAUGAGGUGCUGCCGCUGGCUGUGCUGCACACACUCUGGAUGAGGGAACACAACCGUCUGGCAGAACGCCUGGCGCAGAUCAACACACACUGGGGGAAGCAGAGAGUCUAUCAGGAGACGCGCAAGAUCAUCGGCGCUCUGCAUCAGAUAUUCACUAUGCGAGAUUAUAUUCCUAAAGUGAUUGGCCAAGAGUCUGCGAAUGAGUUUCUGGGACCGUACGAGGGUUACAAUGAGUCUGUGGAUCCGUCAGUGUCAAACGUGUUCGCCACGGCUGCGUUUCGCUUCGGACAUGUCACCAUCUCUCCAUAUCUGCGCAGACUCAACCAGAGCUUCCAGGAGGAUGAAAGAUAUGAGACGCUGACGCUCCAGCAGAGCUUCUUUAGCCCCUGGAGACUCGUCCGAGAGGGUGGUCUAGAUCCAGUCCUGCGGGCUCUUCUGUCUGCACCGGCUGUCCUGCAGGAUCAGGAGCGUCUGAUGACAGAAGAGCUGACGGAGAGACUGCUGGUGCUGAAUGUCCCGCAGAAUCUGGAUCUGGCGGCGCUGAACCUGCAGAGAGGACGAGAUCACGGAUUACCAGGUUAUAAUGCCUGGCGUGUGUUCUGUGGCUUGGACAGAGUUAAAUCUCGGUCAGACCUCCUGAAGCUGGUGGGCAGUGGUGAUUUAGUGGAAGAAAUCAUGGAUCUUUAUGGACAUCCGGAUAACAUUGAUGUGUGGCUGGGAGGUUUACUGGAGCAUCCGCUGUCUGGAGCCAGAACCGGCCCGCUGUUUUCAUGUCUGAUCGGAAAACAGAUGAAGAAACUGAGAGAGGGAGACAGAUUCUGGUGGGAGAACCCUGGUGUGUUUUCUGCAGAACAAAGGCAUGAGCUGCAGAUUCACUCUCUGUCUCGGGUGAUCUGUGAUAACAGCGGGGUGAUGGAGGUUCCUCUGGACGCCUUCAGACGGAGCUCUUACCCUGAAGACUUUCACCUGUGCAGGAGCGUCCCGACACUGGACCUGGAGGCCUGGAGAGAACAGCCUGAUGAUGCUGCGGGUUAG